Molecule: messenger RNA, 860 nt
Organism: Mirounga angustirostris (Northern elephant seal)
Lineage: Eukaryota; Metazoa; Chordata; Mammalia; Carnivora; Phocidae
Gene: PLAAT1
Product: phospholipase A and acyltransferase 1
Exons: 4
Coding region: 196-705 (169 amino acids)
Biological process (GO): N-acylphosphatidylethanolamine metabolic process
Cellular component (GO): cytoplasm
Molecular function (GO): A2-type glycerophospholipase activity; glycerophospholipid phospholipase A1 activity
Source: RefSeq, a predicted model, not a curated record
GCGCGCGGCGGGGCUGGCGUUGGCGCCGGAGGGCGGCGCUGAGCGGUGGCGGGCGGCUGCGCUGUGACCUCUCCCGAGAGCCGAUGAAGUGGGCCCGUGGAAGCUGGCCGGAGGGACUGCAGCUGCGAGGCCAGGGCGACCCCGGGACCCCGGCAGCUGCCACCGGUGGGAGAGACGCCCCCGGGCUCGAGCGAGAUGGCGUUUAAUGAUUGUUUUAGUUUGAGCUAUCCUGGUAAGCCCCAGCCAGGGGACUUGAUUGAAGUAUUUCGUUCUGGCUAUCAGCACUGGGCGCUGUACUUGGGUGAUGGUUAUGUUAUCAACGUAGCACCUCUAGAGGAUGGCAUUUCUGCAUCAUUUACAAGCGCCAAGUCUGUAUUCAGCAGGAAGGCCCUGGUGAAGAUGCAGCUGCUGAGGGAUGUUGUGGGAAAUGACACAUACAGAAUAAACAAUAAAUAUGAUGGGACCUACUCCCCUCUCCCUGUGGAAGAAGUCAUGCAACGGUCAGAGACAGUUAUUGGACAGGAGGUGGAAUAUGACAUACUUGUCAACAACUGUGAGCAUUUUGUGACUUUGCUUCGUUAUGGAGAAGGAGUUUCAGAGCAGGCCAACCAAGCAAUAAGUACCAUUGGGUUUGUGGCAGCUGCUGCUGGUGCCUUUUCACUCCUGGGCUUGUUUCCAAAAAGACAAAGAGCAAAAUACUAUUAAUGAUUUACUGAAGAGAUAUUGGAACUGAAGGAAUUUGUGAGGAGGGGAAAAAAAAACUGGGAUGAAUACUUAUUUUCAAUGCAUCAUUAUUGUUCCAAAUUCCAGUGAUGGAUGGCAGGCUCUUUAAUAAAUUGCUUACUGAUAUUAUCUCGUCA